CCUUGAUAUUUCUAAGGAAUAAACAUAAUACUGUUAUUAACACUGCUGUGAGAUGUGAGUAUAUACUUCAUUAUUCAUGCUAGACUUAGUUUCUAAAAAAGUCGCAUUACAAACUUUCACAAAACAACAAUUCCCAAAAACACCCUGCUGGAGUUUGUAAGGGGGCGUGGAAAUGCGAUUUCUGUAAACACAACGUGAGGAAGAAAGCAAAUGAGAGUCAAGUAUCUAUUGGAAAUAAUAAUAAAGAAAUAAUCGAAUAUUAACUAAUUGGAUUACUUAUGGCAUCUGAGCAAAAAGUAUCGGAGACAGGUGAAAGCAUUACCACAACUAUCCCAGUGGAUGAAGGAAAGGAGGUGUUUAAGAAAUGCAACGACAUUGCAUUUUAUAGGAGGCAGAAGGAGUUACAACAUGGAUCUUCUCAUUAUCGCGCCUUGAUGGAUACUCUGGUGCUAUCAGAGAGGGGAGCCCAGCUGAAACUAGUGCACACAGAUACAGAGGUCCCAUUACUUCUCCAAGUCUGUGCCGUCCAAGGUGGAAUUAUCCGGGUGAAGAUAAACGAGCUCCAGCCCAUUAGGCCGCGCUAUGAAGUCCCUGACGUUCUGAUUCACGAACCAGUCACCCAGCAGCUCACCCUAGAGCAGGCGGACGCAGACUCUCUCACCCUGCGAUGGGAGGAAACGCAGUCCCAGGUGCGGAUAGCACACUGCCCCUUUCGGCUGGAAGUGCUGUGCAGAGGGGAGGUGACUGCGACACUGAACUCUGAGGGGAGGUUGUGUUUUGAGCCACUGAAGGAUCCCCCGCAACACAGCACUUCAUCUCAGAAGGAAGAGGAAGAUGACACAUCAGGAUUAUGGAAAGAGAAAUUCAGACAGUUUGUAGAUAUCAAAGCUAAUGGGCCCAGCUCUGUUGGCCUGGAUUUCAGGCUGCAUGGCUUCUCAAAUGUUUAUGGGAUUCCAGAACAUGCUGACACACAUCGGCUCCAAGAUACCAGUGCCGGAGAGCCCUACCGCUUGUACAACCUGGACGUGUUUGCCUACAAGAUACAUAGCCGGCUGGGUCUGUACGGCUCUGUUCCCCUUCUGCUGGCUCACAAACCCGAGAGGACCAUUGGCGUCUUCUGGCUCAAUGCCUCUGAAACCCUGCUGCACGUCGACACUGGCGCAGAUCACCUGGUGAAGAGGAGGAGAAAGGCAGCCCACACUGAUCUCCACUGGAUGUCAGAGAGUGGCAUCAUUGACACCUUCCUCUUACUGGGCCCAACACCUUUCCAGGUUUUCGCACAGUACGCCGAGCUGACAGGCUGGCAGGCUCUGCCCCCUCUCUUCUCCCUGGGGUAUCAUCAGUGCCGCUGGACCUACAGGGACGAGGCCGACGUCAAGGCGGUGGACCAGGGUUUUGACCAGCAUGAAAUCCCUUAUGACGUCAUCUGGUUGGACAUCGAGCACACGGAGGGCAAGCGCUACUUCACCUGGGACAGCAAGCUGUUCCCGGACCCCGUGGGCCUGCAGGAUCACCUCCUAAACAAGAACCGCAAGUUGGUGGUGAUCAGUGAUCCUCAUGUCAAAAUUGAUCCAGAUUACUCUGUGUACUCUGAGGCCAAAGACUUGGGACAUUUUGUGAAAAACAGAGACGGCAACCCCUACCAGGGCUCCUGUUGGCCAGGCCCCUGCUGUUACCUGGACUUCAGCAGUCCAAAAGCACGUGCUUGGUAUGCCUGUAUGUUUUUUCUUCACAAAUACAAGGGAUCCACGGAGGCGCUGUUUGUGUGGAAUGACAUGAACGAGCCCUCGGUUUUCGGCGGGCCGGAGCAGACCAUGCCAAAGGACACAGUGCAUUGUGGGGGCUGGGAGCACCGGGAGCUUCACAACCUGUACGGCUUCUACCAGCACUGGGCCACAGCAGAGGGGCUAAUUGUUAGGUCAGAGGGUACCGAGAGGCCGUUUGUCCUCUCACGCUCCUUCUUCGCUGGCUCUCAGAGAUUUGGAGCUGUGUGGACAGGCGACAACGUGGCCAGCUGGGACUACCUGAAGAUCUCCAUCCCGAUGCUGCUGACUCUGAGCAUUACAGGGAUUGCCUUCUGUGGUGCGGAUGUGGGGGGUUUCACCCAGGACCCAGACCCAGAGCUCCUGGUGCGCUGGUACCAGGCGGGGGCGCUGCAGCCUUUCUUCCGAGGGCACUCUGACUGCCAGGCGCGGCGGCGCGAGCCCUGGCUGUUCGGAGAGGAGGUUACCAGCCUCGUGAGGCGAGCCGUCUGUGAGCGGUACUGCCUGCUCCCUUACUGGUACUCCCUCUUCCGCCAGGCCCACGUCUCGGCCCGCCCCCCGCUGAGGCCUCUGUGGGUAGAAUUCCCCCAAGACCACCAGACCUUCGCAGUGGAAGACCAGUACAUGAUAGGAAAUGCUUUGCUGGCUUGCCCUGUUACUGAUCCUGGAGUCACCAAGAUAAAGGUUUUACUUCCUGGGUCUGGUGAGUGCUGGUACGACACCCACACCUUCCAGAGGUUUGGAGGAGGAAGGACUGUCAGGAUCCCUGUUACUUUGGACACCGUCCCAUUGUUCCAGAGAGGUGGCACUGUGGUUCCCAGGAAAGUGGGCGCUGGCACAUGCACAGCUGACCAGUGGCUCCUGCCCUUCACUCUGACCGUGGCACUGGACACCAAGGGCUGCGCAGAGGGAGAGCUGUAUGUGGAUGAUGGCCAUUCAUUCAACUAUAAGUCCAAGAAAGAGUUUGCCCUACGCAAGUUUGCCUUUCUCCACGGCACUCUGUCCUCCAGCUGUGCUGACGACACGGGGACGUUCGACCCCGAGAGCACAGUGGAAAGUGUGCGACUCAUGGGCAUUAGGAAGAGACCAACUGCAGUGACGGCUCGGGUCUCUGGUGGCAGUGAAGACAGUGUGGCGUUUGCUUACGAGAAAACGACUUCUCUUUUAACUGUGGAGGGACUGAGGCUGCCUGUUGUGCAAGACUGGCUGCUGCAGAUAGAAUAAGAACUACCAUUUCAGUUCAUCCCGUGUACAACAUCUAAGCUUUUACUGCAAUUCAAGAAGCCACAGCUACUACAACUUUUUCUCCUGUCUUGCACAGACUUAAUUUCUGUAUCAUCCUGCUAAAGAAGGUGUUUCCUGCAACAUAAAGGUUUAUCGAGCCCAGGAUCCCAGGGAAUCGUCUUCAGCAACAUGGCACUUUCUCUUGCAUCCCCACAAUUAUCGGAUAGAGAAAUAUUUCUCACUUUCACCACUUAGGGUGACACAGUCGGCAAAAGUAUAAAAGAGAAUUUUAAUUGGGAACUAUACAUUAUAUCAAAAAGAUAUUUUAAGUGAGACAAUCAUACAUUUUAAGCUUUAAGUCAUUAAAGUCGAUCAUUCACGGGGUUUCUGUCAGGAGCUCUCUGUGGUGUGUUGAUGGGAUGUAAGCAGACAGUCCCUGGUUUUGAAAACAUUUCGCCAUACAGCUGUAGGUUUGUCAAAAGGCAAUGAUUAAGCAAACCAGUGUUUCUAAAGAACUUUUAAUAAAUGUGGAAUGUAAAACCAGAUCUAGAACGUAACUGAAUCCUACAUUUGCUAAAACUUAGAAAAGAAAAAAGAAAAGCAGAGUUGAGCAAGGAUUUCCUCUACAGAACCUGUGUGGGCUAUCACACAGAAAAUCUAUUUUAACUUGUUCUUGAUUAGGGAUUCAUUUAUUUUACAUGCUAGACAGAUUGGCGAGAUUACAUGUUUUAGAGCUACCCCAACCAUAUAGAUUCCUCAUUUCAAGUUCCAGUAAAGAUUUUAGACACUACAUGAAUAUUUUAAAAGGAUAUGUAUCAAACAGAAUCCUCACAAGAAGCACUGUAUUUACACAGCAAGCAGAGUUGUAGCCAAUCAAAAGAGCCUAACUGAUCAUUAAAUACACUUCUGUAGCAAAUCGGUCCUCCUCAAACUGAAAGUGCUUUCUGCAUUACAAAAAGCUCUUGGAUUAAUCAUUUGCAUCAAAAAGUGUAAUUUCAUGUUGCUCUUGAUAUUUUUAAGCAAUAGUAUGACACGUAAAAAAGUUGUUACUUUGUUCUGAUCUAGUGCUGCUUUUCAUUUUAUAUUAUCUACACAGUAAUUAACAUUGCAUAAGUGAAAAUCAGACAACUAGAUGCCUCUAUGGAAAGGCAAUCCAAGAAGUAGUUUUGAUCAAGUUACAGUUUGUAAUCUUUUUAUUUUCACAAGCAGCAUCAAUACAGAUAACUACAUAAACUAUGUAAGAUGUAUAUUGUAUUUUUAAACAUUUUUUGUAACACUUUAUAAAGGAUGUUUUACCCAUGUAUAUAUAUGGAUUACUUGUAUGGAAAAAAUAUUCAGUCACAAGCUUGUUUACACCAAUCAACAUUAAGCAUUAAAAUCAGGCUGAGCCUUCA
Messenger RNA from Lepisosteus oculatus (spotted gar), 4381 nucleotides. It is a transcript of the gene ganc, whose product is annotated as glucosidase, alpha; neutral C. The record is from RefSeq and is a predicted model, not a curated record. Gene Ontology annotation, molecular function: alpha-1,4-glucosidase activity; carbohydrate binding. Gene Ontology annotation, biological process: N-glycan processing; carbohydrate metabolic process. NCBI's taxonomy places the organism in Eukaryota, Metazoa, Chordata, Actinopteri, Semionotiformes, Lepisosteidae.